Molecule: messenger RNA, 6787 nt
Organism: Coccinella septempunctata (seven-spotted ladybird)
Lineage: Eukaryota; Metazoa; Arthropoda; Insecta; Coleoptera; Coccinellidae
Gene: mop
Product: tyrosine-protein phosphatase non-receptor type 23
Exons: 15
Coding region: 299-5251 (1650 amino acids)
Biological process (GO): endocytic recycling; early endosome to late endosome transport; protein transport to vacuole involved in ubiquitin-dependent protein catabolic process via the multivesicular body sorting pathway
Cellular component (GO): endosome
Molecular function (GO): protein binding; protein tyrosine phosphatase activity
Source: RefSeq, a predicted model, not a curated record
UUUGUUUGUCUAUGGUUUUUAAUCCAAAUGUUGUGACUUAUGAACUAUUAUUGUAGAAAAACAAAAUUUUAAUUUUUAGAUCUUUACUUUAGGUGAAUGUUUCUCAGUAAAUCCAAAAUAAAUAUUAUGGAAACUAAUAUAUAUUUAAACUCCUAGGAUUUGUAUAAUCGCUGCUUAACUAUUCUAACUAGUGACUAACAGUGCCUGCGGUUUUUCCAUAGACAUAUAUAUCUUGUUUGAAUCAAUCUUUCUAAUACUAUUUUAUUGUGACCUGUGACGAGCAUUAAAAUAUUUCAAUAUGGAAGCAGUACCGCGCCUACCUAUGAUUAGUUUUCUAUUGAAGGUGUCAUCUGAAAAAGCCACUUUCAGCCAACCAUUGAAGCAGUACAUAUCCCAGUACUAUGGAGAAGAACCUGAUUCUUUCAAUAAUGAAAUUCAUAACUUGGAAAGUUUGAGAGGUGGAGCAGUUCGGCCAACUAUUGAUAUUGAAGGAAUUCAACUUCUGAAGAAGUAUUAUUGUCAACUGCAUUUCCUGAAAUCUCGUUUUCCCAUGGAGGAGCUUCAGGCAGCUGCUGUUUACUUUUCAUGGCAAGAUCCUUAUUCAACAAUGGCUUGUACCAUACCAGAUAUAAGAUUCGAAUUGAUGUGCAUCUUAUAUAAUAUAGGAGCACUGCAUUCCCAACUUGGAGCAGCAGAUCAAAGAAUUACCCCAGAUGGAAUGAAAAUAGCAUGUACUCACUUUCAAUGUGCUGCUUGGGCGUUUCAGGUUUUGAGGGAGAAUUACUAUCAAAUGGUCACAUAUAUUUCAGCUAUUGAAAUAGUUCAUUUUAUGGAACUUGUUUGCUUAGCUCAAGCCCAAGAAUGUAUAUUGGAAAAAAGUAUGAUGGAUAAUAGGAAAGCCUCAAUUAUUGCAAAGGUGGCUGUGCAAGUAGUGGAUUAUUAUAAGAAGGCACAAAUCAUGCUUCAAGGAGGUGUCUAUGAAAACAACUACAGCGAUUAUGUCCAAGUGGCUACAUUCAAAGAAUGGGGGAAAUAUUUAAAUUUUAAAGUGGCGUAUCAUAAAUGUAUUACACUUCUAUACCAAGGUCAACAGGCAGAAGAACAACAAAAAAUGGGAGAACGAGUAGCUUUAUAUCAGGCUGCCGCAGAGCAAUUGGAAGAUGCAAGAAAACUUUCCGUUGGCCUGGAAAAGAAACAAGAUAUCACAGAGGCGUUGGCUUUCACAUCAGACUUUGUAGAAGGAAAGAAAAAAGCUGCAAAAAAUGAAAAUGACUUUAUAUAUCACGAAGAAAUUCCUAAUAAAGAUACUUUUCCAGAGGUGAAAGGAGCAUCUUUAGUGAAGGGAAUACCCUUCAACAUAACGGAUGUUGAGGUUUCUGGGCCUGACUUGUUUGCGAGGUUAAUACCAAUGGAAGCACACGAAGCAUCAUCCUUGUACAGUGAAAGAAAAGCAAAAGUUUUGAGACAAUAUGGUGAAUUGAUUGAAAAUAAAGAUCAGAAGCUUGCUGAAUUCAUGUCGUCUUUGCAAAUUGAGUUUCUUAAUGAUAUGAGACAAGCAACAGGAAUACCCCAAGAGAUCGUUGAUAGAGCCGCAGCUUUAUCAGCAAAACCAAAUGCAAUUCAAGAUUUGAUAAGUUCUAUGACCAAAUUGUCCAAUAGUUUCCAUGAAGUCGAGUCAUUAUUGAAUGAGAUUGACGACUUAUUGAAGGAAGAAGGACACUCAGAAAAAGAAUACCAAAAAUCGGUAGGGGAAAGGCCACCUAGUAUUAUAGCUACUGAUUUAUCCCGAGAAGCAGCAAAAUAUAAAGAAGCUCAUAACAAAGCUAAUGAGUCAAACCAGAAUUUGCACAGAGCAAUGGUAGCACAUGUUGGAAACUUGAAAACAUUAUCACAACCGUUGAACCAGUUGCAGAUGAGCAUGCCGUCAGUGAAAAUGCCUGAUCCUAAUAUUGAUGAGUCUGCCCUGAAAGAAGUGGAAAUGCUAUUAGGGAAAGUUGAAGAAAUGAGAACCCAACGAAGUAUAUUAUGGGCCCAAUUAAGAGAUGCACUUCAGUCUGAUGAUAUAACAUGCGUUUUAGUUACCAAAGAAGAACAUCAAAAUGUGGAGGAUAUUUUUUCUAAAGAACUACAAAAGCAUCAGCACUUGACUACUUUGAUUGAGCAGAACGCAGCAGCUCAGGAUAACAUCAUUAAAGCUUUCAUUGAUGCGUAUGCUAGAUUUUCUUCAACUCGAAGAUAUUUACAAGGUGUUAUAACCAAAAGGCAAUCAACAAUCAAUUCCCUGAUCUCUUCCUAUGAUAGUUAUGAAGAUUUACUGUCGAAAGCCAAUAAGGGAAUAGAAUUCUACACCAAACUAGAGACUAAUGUCACUAAACUUCUUCAAAGAAUAAAGAGUUCCUGUAAGGUCCAGCAAGAAGAACGUGAGCAGAUGCUUUCCAAAAUAACUCCACCCACAAAACCCGAAUCUAAUCCAACCGAAUCAAAUAUGCCAAAAUUGAAAGAUUAUUUAGAAUCGAUGAGGAAGAAAACACUACCGAAAUCAACAACCGAACAAGUUUACAUGGGCGCUAAUUUUAUGGGAAGUAUAACUAAUAAUGAAACCCAAAUUUGGCCUCUAGGUGUAAGACCUACACCACUUGGAUCAGAAUUAAAUGAAGUAGCAACUGCUGCAUAUGAUUCUACCAGUCGAUUAUCAAUGAAUUCUUCUUAUAUACAAGAAAAAAAUCCACAAUUCACAAAUACAAAUGAUAAAUUUGAUCCAAUACAACAUGGGAUGAAUGCCUUUAGUCAACAAUAUAUUGCCUCAGGUGGCGUACCAAGUCAAUCAGUAAUGGGUACUCAUCAAAAAAUUCCAAGUUUUUCUGCAGAUAUUGAUAUGACACUAGAAAAAAGAUUGAAAGCUCUAGUACUCAAUAAUGAAGAAGGUACUUCUUCUGUACCUUAUCAACAAUAUGAUAAUCAAAGUUACAUGUAUAACUCUGUGCCUUCUACUAAUGUAUUGUUGAAUAAAACAGAAGUACCGAUCCAACAAGGACUUGCAUACGCCAAUGAUGGAUUGAAUAGAUCAAAUCACUUCGGAGCAGGAACUGGCACAGUUAAUCAAUUGAUUACAGAUAAGAAUUUUUCCAAUCUUGUGACUGGUCACAUUAACCCACCAAAUGCCAAUACAUUGCAACCUAGUUCUUUCAGUGACAUUGGAACUGCAAAUAUUAACGCAACUCAAACAAGCAACUUUUUACAAAAUCAGACUGGCAACACCAUGGCACAGAUGAACUUGUCGAGUGCAGAUUUGACUCAACCUGGUAGUAGCACUUUCAACCAAAUAAAUUCUGCGAAUAUGAACCUAACUGAUUCGAGAACAUCUUACACAGCUCAAUUCAGUUCAUAUAUCCCAACACAUUAUCAACAAAUCAAUCAAAUUCCUCCUGCUCAACCAAUUUUGCAAGAGGGACAGAAUACAUUGAAUGAUUUUUAUGCUAGUGGUUACGCUACUUCUUUGAACUGUCAGUCAUCAGGUUUGGCAACCGUUCAAAGUAAUAGAUAUUACAGCGCUGAAGUUACGUCACAGCCUGAGCAAACAACAGGAAUCUAUAGUGCUAGUUAUGGAACAGCUCAGACUUAUCCAACAAAUCAGAUGCAGUCGAAUUCGUAUUAUGCAUAUGACGGUCAUCAAAAUUCCACUCAACCACCUAACUAUUUUCCUUAUUCUGAUAAUGUACAAACGCAAAACUAUAACACACCUUCUACAUACAAUUCAAAUGACCAAAAUAGCGAGUUAACUUCAGGAUAUAAUACAAAUGCAUUCAACCAAUCUCAAUACAGUGAAGGUUAUGUUGGUGCAGGUUCCCUUCUUGCUCCAAAUCCAUGUAAUCCGAUUUAUAUGUACACCCAAGCUGGAAUGAAUUAUUCAUACAACCUCAACAAUACUACUUCGAGUAAUGGUGGCUUAACUUCACCCCAAUGUCUACAGACUUCUGAAGCAGGCAAAUAUUCCUAUCCAAACUUACCAAAAUCUAAUUAUAUGAUUGCAGCACAUUCGGAAGAGAAGAAAGGGUCUUCUACUAUUGAUUUACUGUCGGGUCUAGAUUUUUCUAUCAGUCAAGAACCUCUUGAGCCAGAACAAAAAGAAAAUGAUCCAACAGAAAAAAGACAUCAAGUUCCAAUUUCUGAUCCACAAAACAUUUCCGUAAAUACAGUUUUACAUAAGAUCAAACCAGAAGACAAUGAGAUUGACACAAGCUGUUCUAAAAGCUCUGAUCCUACAUUGAAGAUCACAGAAAGCAAGCCUUUAGACAAUGAAAGCGUUAAAAAACUAUUUUGUACUGAAAUAGAGAAGUAUGAAAAGUUCGUGGAUGUUUUGAAUAAUAAAACAUUAAAUGGUUCUACGAAUCUAGACUCAAAAUGGAAAGAAAUCCAAGAUACUCAAGAUGGUGAGGGUAUGCGGAAGAAUAUAUCUGUGGCUAGAUGUUAUCCUAUGAAGAAUCGUUAUCCAGAUAUUCUUCCUUAUGAUCAUUCUCGGAUUGCAUUAAGUUCAACAGAAGAUGAUUAUAUCAAUGCCUCUCUUAUCAAGGAUAUUUCAUCAUUUGUUCCACCUAUCAUAGUCACUCAGGCUCCACUCCAAACCACCAUAGUUGAUUUUUGGACUAUGAUUAUAGAGCAACACGUGAAAAUUAUCGUAUGCUUUUUAGGUCAUAAUGAGAACCAAAGAGAAAUCUACUGGCCACCAGAUUGUGGUAAAGAUUACCAUGUUUCCAACAUGGUAUUACGCCUACAAAGCAUCAACACUAAAACUGACUGGAUUGAAAGAUUAAUAUCCAUAAAUAUUCCAGAAAGGAAACAAUUUGCUACUGUAUUACAUUUACAAUUCACUGACUGGCCUGAGAGCUCACUUCCAGGAUCCCCAGUUCCUCUCAUAAAAUUCGUGAAAGAAUUCAUAAUACUUCAACAGCAGCAGAAAUUAUAUUCAAAUCCUAUAGUUAUACAUUGUUUAUCCGGAAUUGGUAGGAGUGGUGUGGCUUGCUUAUUGAUGUUAGCCAUUUUGGAGGCCACCAACAGUACAACGCUGCCUGAUUUAACUUAUCUAGCGAAUAAGCUAACGUCUUUCCGGAAGAACUUUUUGAAGGACAGAGAGCACUUGAAAUUUGCGUACGGUGCAUUUCUAACCUAUAUGAAAGAGAUAAUUUCCAAUAAUGGUAAUUCGAGUUUAAUUUCUUUUUGCUAUCAUAUUUCCAAAGCUUGUAUAGGUAAAUAGAUCUCGUUUUACUAAUUAUUUUAAACAUUCAUAAAUCUGACAGAAUUAAUAACAAAAAACAUAAUUUACACUUAGUGAAUCAGGUGAACCGGAAGCUCAGCGCUCAGAUUCACUACAGUCAAACGAGAAUCUGGGCGACCAAUCAAAUUGAGACUUACGAACAGAACGAACAUCUGCUUUCGUUUUCGUCCCUGCCACUUAACCAGGGAAGAUUCAAGGGCAUUGAAAAACAACUGGCCAAAAUGAUUGAGUGAAUCCUCUUGUUGAUACUCUUUGGACGUUACUGUCUAUGUGAAUGUGUGGGGGGCCGCUCACGAGGCGUUGUGUUGUCGUUUAGUUUGAGAAACGUAGGCGAGGUAUUCAUUUCAAGCAUUGUGCAUGGCAGUAUGACCAGGCGUUUAACGACUAUCGUUUUUAUGUCCAGUCGUCUCAGUGGUCUCGAAGCUACCGAUUUUUCGGUAUAUCUACCGAUUUGAGGCUUGCCCUUCCGAUAUGAAUUUUCCACAAUUCUUAGGAAAUCGGUGACCAACGGACGAAUGUGAUGAUUCCUAAACGCGUCGUUCAGGUGUGCGGUCGGAGAGGUGUUCUAACAUUGGAAGACGAGCUUCGUUACGAACAACUACUCGACGUAUCUCCCACGCGUAGCAUUGCCGACAACCUUGUGAGAUUUCAUGAAAAAAUAAAGUUGUGCAUUGCCUUCUAGUUGGAAAUCGCAGUUUUCAGUAGAGGCAACGCAGGAAAGCUGAAAAUAUUUCAGAUCGAUUGAAUAGUUCUAACUAUUCGGAUCGGAGAAUGAAAAAAUUCAUGUAUUUCUGACCUGAUAAAUGAAGUUUGACCAGUUGAGUGGAUUUCCAUAAAAUAUCGGUAAUUUUCUAGGUAGAGAUUGCCUUUUCAUGAUCUUCGUUAUUUGAGGAAGAGAAAUUGGAUUUUCAUCUCGAGAGGUGGAAGCUGAUUAAUGUAUUAUACAUAUAACCUAAAUGAAAAUACAGCUAUUCUUUCAUAAUACCAAUGGUUCGAUAAUGUCUUGUUUGUUCCGAAUCAUUCCCAAAAUUGUCGCCUCGUUCAUUUUGCGUGCUUUAUUGUUCUAGAAAACAUUUUGUCCGUACGUCAUCAGCUCCAAAAUAAUCCUUUUAGUUAGGCUGUACCGUUUAAAAAUAAUUGAGAUCAUUUGGCGAAGGAACAUCAUUCGAAGUUAACCUUCGAAAGAGCCUACGAAAAAACCUGGCCUUUCUCCCGAUUCGUGAGUAAUGUUGAUCUGAAAUGUCGAAUGACAUAAAGGUAUAUACGCGAGUCGCUUUUGACACUGACCGAUCGUUUUGCAACAUGCAACAUUUUCUUUUCAAUCACACUCAGAAGCAAGUGCUGCUUUUCUAUUGCGCUUUCAGUUCCAUACUCUGGAAUGAUUUUACUCAAUCUCUACGAUUAACGAUUAAAUAAAAAUGCGUCAUAUUUUUUGAGUGAUUUAUUUUUCUGUUAUAGAUAAUACAUUUAACUCUUCAGACCCCGUGGAAGGUGAGAAAUCUGCAGAAAGUUCAA